UGAAUUGAAUUUAUUUGAAAUUAUGAAUUAUCAGUUUAUUAGGAUCUUCUUCUUUACCUCCUUGAUCGCUGCGAUAUAACUCUUGCUUCAUGAGUUAAUUCUAAUUUCUUGGAGCAAUUUGAUUAUUUUUAUUGUUCCUGACUUUCUGCUAAAGUUUAUUUUACUGUACUCAGGAUUUUUGGCCCAUCCUUAAUUUUAGAACUUCAAUGUUUCUCACUACUCUAGUCAUCUCUAGUCAAUAAGGAGGCAUGCGAAAUACUCUGGGUAUUAUUGAAUCUUCGAUGCUUCUUGUUAAACUUGCUGUAUUAGUUUCUGCAUCCUCUAUCAAGUUUAUGAAUCCAUUUUUGUUCUAAUAGCAAAAAUUGUAAGAAUCCUUUCAAAGAUUAAGAGUUACCUUGAAAAAUAAACAGUCUUUAUUGCACUAAGCUAUUAUAACUAAACCAGAUUCCAUUAGGGACUAGUACUAGGAUUAAACUUCACUUUGCUCGAGGUUCUUGUUGAUUUUAAUCUUACCUCUUCUCUUUGAUAGUUUAGUAUAUCUUUGGACAACUGAUAUGUCAAUGAGCUCUCGUCUACAUUCAGGGUGCCUUUAUCAGAGUACAUUAUAUCUAAGAGCCCAAUUUAGAACAGGUUUUUAUCAACUAUAUCUAAGAAUCCGACUUUAAGAGCUCUUUUAGUUCUGAGCCUGUAACUAUAGUUGGAUUUUUCACUCAGAAUAUCUCUGAUCUGAUUCUCUGAUAGUUCAACUUUAUCACGCUGAGCGAUCUUCUCUUUAACUAUUUUCAAGAUGAGUAGUUUCUAACAAGGAGCUCCAUACUUUUCACUAAACUGGUCAAAUAGACCUCAUUAACUUGUUCCUGAAACAAUCGAUCUAUACUGGGGGAUUUAACUUCCUUUCACUAGCUUGGUAUCCCUCCUUGUCAUAUUGAAAAUAAUUAUAGAGGUUUUACAUUUCCUUCAAAUUGAUAAGAAAUUGUCUGACUCUCUUUAAAUGACUUACCAAAGUAUUUUCUGUAUCUCAUAGAAUUGUUAAGUGCUUAUACGUUUGGAUGAGGAAUGAUGAUGCUCUUCUUCAGAUUAUAUUAUUGGCUCAUUGAUAAGAAGCCUAUCGUCUUCUUUAAUUAUCUGCUGGAAGAGAAGAUUCUUCGGGGUUUACUGAAAUUUUUAUCUUUGCAAUAAAUUCUACGCUGAUACCUUCCAGGCUAAAAAUUUGCAUCAGAAAUUUGAGAUUUUAUUAUAUUAAACACUUUGUGGUUUUGGUGUGUAUAUGAGUAGCUAUUCUACUCUUUCGGGAAGAUUUGAUAGGCCUUUCUCUUGCUCCAUUAUCUCGUUAUUUCAUUGAGCUAAUAAUAGCAUCAAAAUCCUCCUGGGUCAUAGUCUAGAGUCUUUUAUCAAAGUCCUUAUGUCUGGAGCAGAAUACUUCUGCCAGUGAACUUUGACUUGCAAAUACUUUCAUAUCUUCAUCUUAUAUUCAUUAAGCUGUAUAGUUCUCGUUCAGUAUUUUAGGAUUGUUUUUCACUCUUUAAUCUCUGAAAUAAAGUUUUUGAGAGGGAUACCACACAAGCAUAUUAAAGAAAUUGUCAGAAUCCUCACAGAAAUGCAGUCAAAUGAGAGACACCAGAAUAUGCUGAUCACUGUUGAAAUUAGAAUGAACAACCUUAAAAAUCCUGAAUGCAACUUUCUCAGAUCAAAAUUAGACUUUUGUAUUCCAAGGUCACCAAGCUCAACUCUUAAUCAUGAAUAAUAGUGUUCAAUCA
Moneuplotes crassus is the source of this 1757-nucleotide messenger RNA. Lineage: Eukaryota; Ciliophora; Spirotrichea; Euplotida; Euplotidae. The record is from the annotation of a GenBank genome assembly.